This is a messenger RNA of Linum tenue, 568 nucleotides long. The record is from the annotation of a GenBank genome assembly. Lineage: Eukaryota; Viridiplantae; Streptophyta; Magnoliopsida; Malpighiales; Linaceae.
AUCGGUCGUAAGCUAACCCCAAUCCAUGAACCAUAUACUCACGGAAGGUUACGGAGGUUCAUCGGAAAAGGUACGUCGGCGACUCCGACAUGGUCGACUUCAAUAAAGCUUAGAAAUAUGGGUACCAUCAUGAAAAGGGAAAUCUUAGGAGCACCCUGGUUUUGCGGAAUCGAAUUUCGACGUUGGACGAGGGAGAUACAAGCCUCGAAAGUUUGGGAUGCAAAUCGGAUAGUUGAGGAACCGUCGACGCCUAUGAAAUCGUUGGAUCGAGGAGAAUUUAAUGGAAGAGAGUCAUGGAAUUUUUAGAGCGGAUUCAGAGUCGUUUUCGAGGAAUUUGAGGUUGAGGAAGGGUUAGCAGAGGUGGAUCCCGAGAAGGAGCAAGGCAAGGCGAGCAGCCACACCAACAUUGACGAGAUGUCAAGGAGCUAAGCGAGGAGUUAUAGUUUGUUUAGUCAGUUGUGUUUAUGAUUAUGAGUAUAACUGGAGAUUCAAAGGUUGAGGUUUAUUAACUAUGCAUUUGAGUUUUGCCCACGUGUUUAGAGCAUUGCAUUUGACGUUUUCCUUGGGA